This is a messenger RNA of Capronia epimyces CBS 606.96, 1983 nucleotides long. RefSeq lists its product as uncharacterized. NCBI's taxonomy places the organism in Eukaryota, Fungi, Ascomycota, Eurotiomycetes, Chaetothyriales, Herpotrichiellaceae. The record is from RefSeq and is a predicted model, not a curated record. Bases 1 to 1983 code for a protein of 660 amino acids. The transcript has a single exon.
AUGAGGCUCGACAAGCGUCCCGGUGUUGAUCUUGAAGAUCCUGCCCCGCGCAAGAUCCCUCGACAGGAAGAUGACUACAUGGAAACAAAGAAGAGAAAUGGAUCACAGAGAGAACGUCCUUCACACGCCUCAACGCAGUCCGAUGGUCUAUCCGAAAACCUCCAAGCAAUGAAUGAUCAAUUCCAAGUAAAUAUAAGAGUCGACACCAUGACCAAAUCACUCAUAAAGGAUCCGAGACCAUUGAAGGCUUCAGAUCUUGUAACUGGUGAAAUUCUGAAAUCAUUUGGAAGCCCGGGGCAGCCACAAGGCGACGGUGUUACUGUCACGUACAAACAACCCCUAGCCUGGACAUAUGAUAUCAAGUGGCUGGAAUCCAUGGACGCAUUUGCAAGCUGUGAUGACGCCCCAGAAGAGACCAUCGGAUCAUGCCAUGCCGAGCUCAUCCGACGAAACGACAUUAGAAAAAGCUUCUACCGUUCCAUGCUUGGGCCAUUUGAAGAGAUCACAUUGCUAGCAUUCGAUCUAUUCGACAAGUACGGCAAGCUCAACAAUGACUACAAGCAUCAUGAGAUCAAAAAGGGCUCUGGACUCUGGAAGCGGCGGUUGGACGAGGGAGACAUCCUGCUGAUUGAAGAUGUGCGUGUCCAAGAACCAUAUCGAUACCGUGGAAUUGGGCAGAAAAUGAUACGAGCGCUGAUGGCAGCCGCUAGCGAGAAAACUGUAGGUGGCCGAUUCGUUGCAAUCGUGUGGCCGAAUUCUUUGAAGGACUUCUGGUUCUUGGAUACGAUGAAAGCGAUUGUGGAAAGAGAGAAGGGGGCUGGCAACUUCCCAUACGAAGAUGCUCUCUCAAUCCAAUGGUUUAGGCUUCUGGGCUUCAAGCGAAUAGGUUCCUCGAUCUGGUUUGGACUCCCCUGGGAAGGCACUCAACCGUCGCCUGGCUUUCAAGCGGGUGGCGACUAUGAUCCACCUCACAGAACCGUUGCGGCUCACCAGAGACUGCCAGAAUGGCUGGUCGGGUCCCUGACAGGACCGCCACGCGACAAUUUCGUCUCGCUGAUGAGGCGCCACUCCCUCCAGAUCCCCUUCGGGAGUAAAGAAUGGCUGGCUACAGACGAAGACGGAAACACUUUACUCCACCUUGCCGCUCUACGCUUCAGUUUGAAUGGCUUGACCUGGAUUCUGGAGAGUGAGGUCGGUUCUCAGAUGGAACAGAUGCGAAACUCAGUAGGUGAUACUCCAUUGGAGGCCCUCCUGCUCAAGCUCGAGGCGAGGCGGACCCGGAAGAUGUCUCGUUCCUGGGACAUCCGAGCCGUGAAGUUUGAAGGACACGACAUCAAAGCGGUCAAGUGUGUCGCCAAGUUGAAAGGUUUACCGCUCGAUACAUGUACCGAUGUGGACUUGGCACGGAUUUCCUAUGGUUGUACUUGCGGAGAAUGCAUCGAAGGCUUUCUGAGUCCUCGCAUGAGCUAUGCCCUGUGGACACAGGCCGAGUCCAUUCACAACAGCGUCAGCGCCGGCUUCUCAAGCGACGUCGAGUCUCUUUCCCGGCUCGAACGGAUUUAUCAGAGCAGGGCUUUGUCUUUACCGACGCUGCCUAGUUACUGCCGAAAGCAGCUUAUGAGGUACAAAAGCAUGCGCCGAGGGCUUGUCCACCUCUGUUGGUGUCUUGUCAAUUGCCUGCGAUUCCGACAGCCUCUGAACGAGUAUACUAUCUACCCCGCUAUUGAGCGUACGCCUCGCCAUCUCCGAAUCGCGACUAGAAAUUUCUUUGUAGGUCUGGGGAGCCUUGAAGCUGUGGUACUGGCGAUCUUUCAAGCUGCAGUUGACAAUGAUGAAUUUACUGGAAAUGGCGAGUUCCUCAAGCAGGUGGCGGGUAAAAAAGAUUACGAAGACUUGCCUCAUUGCCGGAACGACCACGAGUUCAACCUUGUGUUCUGUAAAGUGUUCCGUGACUGGGAUGUGAGCCACAAACUGAAAUUUUAG